Staurois parvus is the source of this 413-nucleotide messenger RNA. NCBI's taxonomy places the organism in Eukaryota, Metazoa, Chordata, Amphibia, Anura, Ranidae. The record is from the annotation of a GenBank genome assembly.
GCUCAGGGAACGCGCAGCGCGGCGAUCGCCGGUGCGCUUUGUCCCUCGGACACAGCGGAUCACGUAAAGAGCCGAAGAUGUCGGCUCAGUCAUGUAAUCAGCUGUGUCCAGUCACAGCUGAUCACUGAUCAUCAGGGCACUGUUGAUCAGUGUGCCCUGAUGAUCAGUGUAGCCCUAGCAGUGCCAGCAGUCAGUGUCCAUCAGUGCCAGCAGUCAGUGCUCAUCAGUGCCAUGUGCCAGUGCCCAUCAGUGCCACAUAUCAGUGCAUACCAGUGAACAUCAAUGCCACAUAUCAGUGCCCAUCUGAGCUUCCUUUCAAUGUCACCCAUCAGUGCCAGUCAGUGCCACCUAUCAAUGCCAAUCAGUGCCACCUAUCAGUGCCAGUCAGUGUUGCCUAUCAGUGUGCAUCAGUG